GGACGCUCUCGGGCCCCCAGGCUAACCCCCGCUGUAGCCUUCAUCUCCUACCAUGGGGGAAGACGGCGGCCGCCGCGGCUGUGGGCCCCCUAGGGAGCUGCAGAAGCUGAAGCAGCAGGCUCUGGAGUACUACCGGGAGAACGACGUCCCGCGCAGGCUGGAAGAGCUGCUCAACGCCACCUUCUACCUCCAGCCUGCCGACGUCUACGGGCACCUGGCAAACUACUUCUCUAAACUUGCGAAGCCUCCCACCAUAUGCAAAGUGGUGGGGAAGAAAGUGCUGGACGGACUGGGGCUUCCCGCCCUCCAAGUGGAAAUAUUCUGCACCAUUCAAAACUUCUCCAAGAACAUAUGUUCCGUGGUGAUGGCGACUCACUUUGAAGUCCACGAUAACACUGUGCCCGAGCUGGCUGAAGCGGAGGAAGCAGAGAGGGCCGAUGCCGUCAGGACCGCUGUGCAGUGGGUCAAUGAAACCAUCACCCAGGAGCUUCGGGGCCUAGUGCCCUCCAGCCAGGCUGAGGUGGACCAGGUGCUCAGGACAUUCUUUGAAAAUAAAGUGCAAGAAGAUAAGGAGAGAAAAGAAUUGGAAAAGAGCCUGGAAGACUCAACAGUGCCCACACUUCCAUCUCUGAUAGUGCCGCCGCCACCACCUACUCCACCUCCAUCAAAAAAGAAAGGACAAAAGCUAGGUAUGAAGCGUUCUCUUACCGAGAAACCCAUUGCCGCUCCAGAACCUGUGGAGCCUGUGCUCUGUGGCAGCAUGGCCAUGGGGGCUGUGUCACUGGCUGUUGCCAAAACCAGUGCCGUGCUGAGCAGUAACCCUUUGUAUGUCAAAAUCGCAUCACUGAAGCACCCUCAGGAGCAGCCAGCAAAGCUAACUAUACCUCUGCUAAUGGUAUCUCUGGUCAGCUGCGGGAAGUCGUCGCCUGGGAAGCUGAAUUUAAUGAAAGAAUUGAUCUGUAUACCCCAUCCUGGAUUAUCGGCUAAACAAGGUGUGGAGAUGCUUAUGGAAAUUCAGAAACAAAUUAACAAAACAAUUGAAAUGCCCCCUCCUCCCAAAGCAGAGGCGAAGAAAGGGCAUAAUGGAGGCAAAAGAGGCCAACAGCUGAUCACUGGCAAGAUGUCCCAUCUCGGCUGUUUAACUAUUACUUAUGACACCAUAGAGCAGCCCCUGCUCCUGAUACAAGGAAUCUGUGCGAACCUGGGCCUAGAACUGGGAACAAAUCUGCAUCUGGCCAUCAACUGUGCUGCACAUGAACUGAUGGACUAUAGUAAAGGGAAGUAUGAAGUGGUGAUGGGAACGUACAAAAAUGCGGCUGAGAUGGUUGACCUGUAUGUGGAUCUGAUCAACAAGUUCCCUGCAAUUAUUGCCUUAAUUGAUCCUUUCAGGAAAGAGGACUCUGAACAGUGGGACAGCCUCUAUAACGCUCUUGGUUCCAGGUGUUACACAAUUGCAGGAAGUGCCUCCAAAAGCAUCUCUAGACUUCUGCAGGAAGGAAAUAUCAGCACCCCCAAGUCCAGCGGGCUGGUCAUAAAACACACAAACCAAACCACAAUGUGUGACUUGGUGGAAAUAACCAACCUCAUUGACAGUAAGAGGCGCGUUGCUGUCUUCGGAAGCACAGAAGGGGAGUCAUCGGAUGACAGCCUUGUCGAUCUGGCCGUCGGACUGGGCGUCCGGUUUAUCAAGUUCGGAGGUCUUUCUCGCGGCGAACGGGUGACGAAGUACAACCGUGUGUUCACUGUAGAGGAAGAACUUGUCCAGAGCGGAACACUGGGUCUCAACGAAGAACUCACCUUUUCUAACCUGAAUGAGGAAGACGAGGCCGCGGCGGCCCUGGCUGGGGAGCUGCCCGAGCCCCCGGAGCCCAUCUUCCCCACAGAAGUUGUGGAGGCAUCAGCCUAAGCGUGAGCAUCUUCUGGACGGGCCGACACACCCCGCCUUACGGCCACGUCCGUGUUAGGAGCCUGGGGGCCUGGUGUGUCUCCGAUGCUGGCUUCGCUCUAACGCGUCACUACCCGUGUGCUCCUGUCCUUCCUUUCAUGUCUCCUGUUACCAUUUGGGGAAACGCACACAGUGUUCCGCCUGAAAUCGUGCCUGUGAGCUCGUGUUAAGCCGCCACAUUUCCGCGGAGAUGCUGUGCACCCCUCUCCCGUCCGCUGGGGCGGGGCGAUGGCCUGGGGAGAGAGUCCGGUACUUUUGUUGCGACACUCAGUUCCAGCACCUCACAGUUUACACAGGAAACCAUCUCUGAAAACAAAAACCUCUCCCACGGAGCGCUCAGUGCCGGAACAGGCGCGUCCGUGCGUACCCAGGAAGCACAGCAGUUCCGUGCCAGCCUCGCGGAAGCACGAGCUUCGCGGCUCCGUCGCGGCCACGCAGCGUCCUCGUACUUUCCUACCCUCACGCCCCCUUCCCGGGUCCCCUUCUGUCUGCGUGUUCGUUCUCCUUCUAUUAUUUAUACCCUUGGAGUCCCCUUCUACCCCCUGUGGAACAAGAACUCGUGUACGUGAGUAAACACGCUUGGAUGGGUAACUGUUCUCGAGGAACUAAUGCGCAGCUGUUUAUAUUACAGAACGUGGCAGGUGACUGAACCGCCUCCCGUAAGCCAGCCUCGGGGCUGCAGCAGAGGAGGGACAGAGGUGGCCUCACCCAGUCACACACCGACAGACCCAGUAACGCCACCCACUUUGUGCCGUUUAGAUUCUCUGUUAAAAGUUAUCACUUGCUUUACCCCAAAAUUAUAUAAAUUGCUGUAAACUGACCUGUGGGAGAGUUGGCUAAAUUAAGAUUUCUGGUAUAUUCUAUAUGCUUUUACUAAACACACUGAGGACCUCUCCUCUUGAAGAGCCUUAACAGGGAAAUGUAAUGCUGUGACGGCAGAGCCCAGGCCCUCCCCCGAAGCCAUGACUCAGUCGGCUCGGGGGCAGACCCUCCCGGAGCUCGGGGCAGAACCGGUCGGUCACUCCAAGCUGGGGGAACAGCCUCCAGUCUGUGGCUGCUACCACCUCUCCUGCUGCUUCCCACGAGCAGCGGGGGAUGAGGAACGGGAAGGAAAGUUCAUUUUAAAGGCAGGAGGAACAGACUGGUGUUCACAUGUACAUGUGUGUGCACAUGUAGGCACACACACAAAACACGGGAGACCAUACGAGAGUAUGCCCUGGAGCUGUGAUACAAACAGCACAGCCGACUCACCUUUACGUCGCCUGAGGGCCGGGCCACCAAUGGGUAGGCAGCAUUUUAAUUUAAAAUUUUAAAGUGAUAAGCACUGUGUCUAUUUUCUCUCUCUGUCUACAUUUGUUCUGUAAUAUACAGUAGAUAUAAAACAUAUCCAUCACAUGCAAGAUAUUAUCUGUAAAAGAGAUGAAAGCAACUAGUCACUUCCCAUUUGAAGAGAGGACGGUGGGCCUGGAAAACGUCAGUGCUCAGAAGAAACCUCCAUCCCAUCCUUAGGUACGCUCCGCCUGGUGAUCCUUCCAGGUCAGUGACGACGGGCGGCCACCACCCUCAACUUAUUUCCACAGAAGCUGCAGUUGUUCCACGAUGAAAGCGAUUA
This is a messenger RNA of Miniopterus natalensis, 3557 nucleotides long. It is a transcript of the gene ENO4, whose product is annotated as enolase 4. Gene Ontology annotation, cellular component: phosphopyruvate hydratase complex. Gene Ontology annotation, biological process: glycolytic process. Gene Ontology annotation, molecular function: magnesium ion binding; phosphopyruvate hydratase activity. The record is from RefSeq and is a predicted model, not a curated record. NCBI's taxonomy places the organism in Eukaryota, Metazoa, Chordata, Mammalia, Chiroptera, Miniopteridae.